This is a messenger RNA of Penicillium soppii, 525 nucleotides long. RefSeq lists its product as uncharacterized. The transcript has a single exon. NCBI's taxonomy places the organism in Eukaryota, Fungi, Ascomycota, Eurotiomycetes, Eurotiales, Aspergillaceae. The record is from RefSeq and is a predicted model, not a curated record. The coding region runs from base 1 to 525 and encodes 174 amino acids.
AUGCAGAGGCAAAGCGAGUUAUCCAGCUUCACACUUCUCGACUCUUCUUUCUCCGAGAAAACAAUCAUAGACAAGCUUCACGAUCAUGGAGCCAUGAUUGAACAAAACCCUUUGGUGAUCCACUACGAGCGGUGCCAACCGCCAGCAGAUGCACCGGACGAACCUCUCAACGUCUGGUAUACACUCACCGACCGUCUCGAUUACCUCCCUAGAGGUUUACUCCAAGGUCGAAUCCGUUAUUUGGCAAGCUUCCGUAACACACCCCGUGGUCUGCAAACUCAUAUAUAUGCUCCUCUGGGGGUUCACAUUCGGAAUGAAUGGAGUGUCUACUCCAAUCGGACGGGGGCGGAAGCUGAGCCCGAGCUGAAAGAUAAGCCAGAAGGAUUGUAUCUCCGGGAGAAAGUUGAAUUACAGUGUCCGUUGGGUACAUCAUUCUUUGUGCGUCGAAACAUUGAGAAAUCUCACUCGACAUUAGUGGCGCGACUUGUGGCUAGGACUAAUGUCAAUAAUGACUUGGAGGGGUAA